Messenger RNA from Zychaea mexicana, 234 nucleotides. RefSeq lists its product as uncharacterized. NCBI's taxonomy places the organism in Eukaryota, Fungi, Mucoromycota, Mucoromycetes, Mucorales, Lichtheimiaceae. The record is from RefSeq and is a predicted model, not a curated record. The transcript is spliced from 2 exons. The annotation marks the transcript as partial.
UAAUAAUGUGUGUAAUAAAUAAUCUGUUCGUUCCUCACCCUCCACUGACCCGCACUGGUACAUUGCAGUCAUCUCUUCAUGGCGGACCACUGAGCCCAUCCAAUCAUCAGAAAACUCUGAGCAAUCGCCAGCACUGGCACGGAACUGAUCAUAGCACAGACAGUGACCCCUGCGCAUACAGCCCAACGCCUUUCCAAAACGAACUAAAGUGAAGAAAAAGAAAAAGAAAGGAAA